Messenger RNA from Cynara cardunculus var. scolymus (artichoke), 2321 nucleotides. RefSeq names its product pentatricopeptide repeat-containing protein At2g17525, mitochondrial. The coding region runs from base 95 to 2113 and encodes 672 amino acids. NCBI's taxonomy places the organism in Eukaryota, Viridiplantae, Streptophyta, Magnoliopsida, Asterales, Asteraceae. The transcript has a single exon. The record is from RefSeq and is a predicted model, not a curated record. Gene Ontology annotation, molecular function: protein binding.
GAAGUUUGCAAACAGCCACCGGAAACUCUUUUCAUUCGUGGUUGCGAAGCCCACCGCCACCGGCAAGAAUGAAAACGAUGCAACGGCGAGAAGAAUGACGGUUGUAGAUACUGGUUAUGGAAUCGGUUAUCAUUUGCUUUUUCAGUUAAUUGAGAGGUACCUUCAGUCGGAAUUUGAAAUAUAUCUGUUUGUUAGUUCAUUCUUUUUCAUCCUUGUAUUCAUGCUCAAUUUCUCCAAGAAUCUACCCGUGUUCUUCACGUCAAAAAGCAAUUAUAAACUUCGCCAUUGUCAAUCAAGGUUCAUAUCCACCAACUCCCCUGUUCCCACCCAUGACCAAAUUUCCCACCUCAUAUUAGAUCAAAAGUCAGCAUCCGAAGCUCUUCAUACAUUCAGAUGGGCAUCCAGACUCCCCUGUUUCGUCCACAGCCAAUCCACCUACAGAGCUCUCGUCCACAAGCUCUGUACUUUCCAGCAUUUCGACACCGUCCCCCAAGUGCUUGAUGAAAUGCCCAGCUCAAUCGGGUCGCCACCAGAUGAUGAUAUUUUUGUCACCAUUGUUCGUGGACUAGGGAAAGCCCGAAUGGUUCGACAAGUGAUUAAAGUUCUUGACUUGGUUUCAAGAUUCAAACAACCACCCACCCUGAAAGUCUACAACUCGAUACUUGAUGUUCUUGUUAAGGAAGAUAUCGAUAUAGCCCGAGGUUUUUAUAGAAGGAAGAUGAUGGGGUGCGGUGUUAAAGGCGAUAUGUACACUUUCGGGAUAUUGAUGAAGGGUCUUUGCUUAACAAAUCGGAUAGCUGACGCUUUUAAGCUUUUGCAAGUGAUGAAGAAUAAGGGUGUGCCACCAAACACUGUUAUAUACAACACACUAGUGCAUGCUCUUUGCAAGAAUGGGAAACUUGGGAUAGGGAGAGCUAGGAGCUUGAUGAAUGAAAUGGUGGAUCCAAACAGUGUUACUUUUAAUAUUUUAAUAACUGCAUAUUGUAAAGAAGAGAAUCUAGUACAAGCACUUGUGAUGCUAGAAAAAUGUUUUGAUCUUGGGUUUGUUCCUGACGUCAUUACCAUGACUAAAGUAAUUGAAAUUCUAUGUAGCAAGGAUCGUGCCAUGGAAGCAGUGGACGUUUUAGAAAGGGUGGAGAAGAAAGGUGGUAAGAUUGAUGUGGUGGCUUAUAACACUCUAGUAAAGGGUUUCUGUAAUAUGAAGAAAGCAAAGGCUGCACGCAGGUUUUUAAAGGAGAUGGAGCUGAAGGGAUGUCUUCCAAAUGCAGACACUUAUAACGCGUUGAUAUCCGGCUUCUGUGAGUUGGGUAUGUUUGAUUCAGCUCUCGACAUGUUCAAUGAGAUGAAAACAGUUGGGAUCACUUGGAAUUUCACUACAUAUGAUACAUUAAUCUAUGGAUUAUGUUCAGGAGGAAGGAUAGAAGAUGGGUAUAAGAUCUUGGAACUGAUGGAAGAAAGCAGGAGUGGUUCAUUGGGGGGUUAUAUAAGACCUUAUAACAGCAUUAUAUAUGGUUUCUAUAAAGCAAACCGAAUGGAUGAGGCUCUAGACAUUUUAACCAAGAUGGCAACGAAAUUUCCUAGAGCCGUUGAUAGAAGCAGGCAGAUACUGACAUUUUGUGAGGAGGGUAGAAUUGGAAACGCGAAAAAGAUAUACGAUGAGAUGAUUCAAGAAGGAUGCAUCCCGAGCAUUCUUGUUUAUAUAACUUUGAUUCAAAGUCUUUCUCAAGAAAACUUGUUAAGAGAAGCAUUGGAGAUGAUGAAGGAAAUGUUAUCCUGUGGUUAUGUUCCUGAUGGAUUGACAGUUAAUGGUUUGGUUGAUAGGCUGUGUGAAGAGGGUAAAAUUGGAAGCGCGAUGAAAUUUAUGGAGGAUAUGGUUGGAAGAGGUUGGUUGAGUGAUUCGGGAAGUUACAGUCGUUUGAUAUAUGAAUUCUGCAACAGAGGAGAUGUACACAAAGGGUUGAUGUUGUUUAUGGAGAUGGUGGAAAAAGGUAAUGUUCCCAAUUAUAUUGCUUGGAAUUCAGUAGUUGAGUGUCUUGCUAGAGAAUCAGGUUGGUUACAAGGCAAAAAUUUGAGGUUUGUGAAUGAUUUGUUGGAAUGGAUUCUUGAAACCUAAUCAAGAAUUGGUUUUUACAUCUAGCUACCUCCAUUUAUGGUGGUGGUGGUGGCGAGGGAGGAUCCUGUGAAAAGACAGUCGACUUAACGAAGGAAAAAUUUAUGUAGUUGGAGCAUCUGUUCUAUCCAUUCGAAGAUAGCGUCGGUGCGUAGCCUUCAUUCUACGAAAAGGUUACAAGAGCCUAAAUCCGGAUAUUCCAAUCCCUGCA